Messenger RNA from Chrysochloris asiatica (Cape golden mole), 921 nucleotides. Its product is annotated as olfactory receptor 958-like. Gene Ontology annotation, cellular component: membrane. The record is from RefSeq and is a predicted model, not a curated record. Gene Ontology annotation, molecular function: G protein-coupled receptor activity; olfactory receptor activity. Lineage: Eukaryota; Metazoa; Chordata; Mammalia; Afrosoricida; Chrysochloridae. Gene Ontology annotation, biological process: G protein-coupled receptor signaling pathway. The coding region runs from base 1 to 921 and encodes 306 amino acids. The transcript has a single exon.
AUGGUAACAGAAUUCAUCCUGUUGGGCAUCCCACACACCGAGGGCCAGGAAACUGUUCUGUUUGCUGUUUUCCUGAUCUUCUACCUCUGCACUCUGCUAGGAAAUCUGCUCAUUCUUUUGGCUGUGAUAUCGGAUUACCAUCUCCACACCCCUAUGUAUUUCUUUCUCUGUAACCUCUCAGUGCUGGAUAUUGGUUUCUCUUCUGUGAGCACCCCAAAGAUGUUGGCCAACCUGCUAGUGAGGAGUCGAGUUAUUUCUCUGGGUGGCUGUAUGUCCCAGGUCUUUUUCUACCACUUUUUAGGCAGCACUGAGUGCUUGCUUUACACAGUAAUGGCCUAUGACCGGUUUGCUGCCAUCUGCCACCCACUGCGUUACACCAUCAUCAUGAACUGGCAGGUGUGUGCCUUGUUGGCUGCUGGUACCUGGUUUACUAGCUCCUUUCAUGCCACAAUUCUUACUACUCUGACUUUUCAAUUGCCAUACUGUGGGUCUAAUGAAGUGGAUUAUUUUUUUUGUGACAUUUUCCCUAUUGUAAAAUUGGCCUGUGGGAACACCCUUAUCAUUGAGACUGUAAGCUUCACUAACAUCGGCCUUGUGCCCAUGACUUGCUUCCUCCUCAUCCUUGCAUCCUAUAUUCGCAUUGUCAUUGCAAUCCUAAAGAUGAGCUCUGCUGAAGGGAGGCGCAAGGCAGCAUCUACCUGUGUCUCCCACCUUUCAGUAGUCACACUCUUCUUUGGACCCUGUGCCCUUAUCUAUACUCAGCCAUCCUUGAGUGAGGUGCUAGUAACCCCAGUGCAGAUCUUUGGCAAUGUAGUUACUCCCAUGCUGAACCCCACAAUCUAUACUCUGAGAAACAAAGAUGUCAAGGGAGCCCUGAAAAAACUACUUGGGGGACAGAGUGUUUCAGAAGGAAGUCACUAG